Solea senegalensis (Senegalese sole) is the source of this 3831-nucleotide messenger RNA. RefSeq names its product adhesion G protein-coupled receptor F3a (gene adgrf3a). The coding region runs from base 592 to 3639 and encodes 1015 amino acids. Gene Ontology annotation, molecular function: G protein-coupled receptor activity. The record is from RefSeq and is a predicted model, not a curated record. NCBI's taxonomy places the organism in Eukaryota, Metazoa, Chordata, Actinopteri, Pleuronectiformes, Soleidae. The transcript is spliced from 18 exons. Gene Ontology annotation, biological process: cell surface receptor signaling pathway; G protein-coupled receptor signaling pathway. Gene Ontology annotation, cellular component: membrane.
CAUGGAAAUCAAUAAUUGUGUAAAAAAAAAAAUACUAUAGCCCGGUUAUGUUUAAUAUACUAACGCUGUGGUCCGCCUAUUUACAUUUUAUACAAAUAGUUUUGAAUAUGUGUCUGUCAGGCAGGACCAUUUGCAUCUGUGGUGAAGAAAGUGUGACGACUGUUGUUUCUCAGGAAAGACGUCCAUCCUGCUGGACUUCAUGAACGUACCUGGAUGAUAUGAGUAUGACCCCCUGGCUGCUGAGAUCGUUCACCCAAAACCACAAAUAGCAACCCCGUGAUUGUGCAAGAGCAACUCUGAGAGCUGCCGGCUCUUUACACUGACUGCAUGAACAUUUUUUAACCAGUCCUCAAUUAUCUUAAGGGUUUAAUUUGUGUAUUCAUAGAUGACAGCAUUUGUUAGUUUCAUAACAAAGAGGCCUUGUGCUCCAACCGAUUUUUGAGAGUCAAAUUAUUCCCUUAUCUCUGUGUGUGUCUAAACAGCUCGUCAUUAUUCUGGAGUGACUCUGGUGUGUCAGUGUGGCCACAGACGGAUCCCGGCAGCAGUGAUGGUUCUCUCUACUCGCAAAUAGAGGAAAACAGGAACAUUAACAUGAUGUGGGCCUUUAUAUUUCUGUAUAUCCUGGGGAUAAACAUUUAUCAGGCAACCGGAGAAGUCCCGUCAGUGCAAAUGUACUACGUCAAACUGACGGUGGACAAAAGUGCAAUUGCGAACGUAAGUCGCAUACUGGCGUCUUUUGCGGGGAACUCUAUCCUGCGAGUCGAAGACCUUCAAAUGUCAACAAUUUGCGAGCGCGUCUCGGCUCACAAGGAGUGUAGCUGCGAACCGGGCUACAGAUGGAGGGAUGACAUUUGUGAGUCUGACAACAAAUGCACCUUCACCAAUAGCGCUUCUCCUCACAGAUGUAUUUCAAACAACACAGUUACCAUUAGCGGAUCUGUUACCAUAAAGGGUACACGCUAUCAAAACUGUCUCGCAUUCAAGGAAACGCAGCAAUAUCGCGACUGUAACAGCAACUUGUUAACGGAGAUGAAAAAGGUGUACAGCACUUUACAGGGAUUUGAGGCCUUAAAAAUCACCAAAUAUAGUGUUGGAAGCAUCAUUGUAGAUUUUGAAAUGACUGUUGUUACCACCUUGGACACUCAAGACCUGGUGAAUAGGUCAUACAUCCUGAUUAAGUCUCUAUCCGCCAGCUUUAAUCUGGAAACGACAGGUCUUGUCCGUUUAAUUAUGCCAGAAAACCCUGUGAAGUACAAUGACGCGCACACGCUCGUGUGCAUGCUAAACGAGAAUGUGGACAUCGUACCAAAUUGGCAGCUCCAAGUAUCCAGCAAGCAAGUCUCUAAAAUCACAGAUGGCACCGUGUCGCACAUUAAGAAUACGGCGGGAAACAGCACACUCCAUCUGAAUAAGAUAACAGAAGUCUGGGCAGGAACUUACACAUGCACCUUCAUUCUGAACACAAAUUCCUGCGUCAUCACCCACAGAGCCAGUGCUCUUCUGGAUGUCGCUCUCCUGCCGGACAUCGACAUCACGACAGACCCACAAUUUCCUCGCUGUCGCAACACCGACGAUUUGCUGACUGUAACAGGCACCUGUGAAAUAGGGACAAGUACUGAAAACUAUACUGUGACAUGGUCGAGUGCAGACAGAUCAUCUACAAUUUUUUCAGAGACUCCACUUCAUGUUUCAGGGGGAAACCUUGUGAGCACAGCUAUGGCAGCGGUGGGCUGCAACAUGACCGCGCACAAACCACAGCUGACGUGCACGUUCGUAAACCGGCUCCAUCAAAGAAGAAAUGCCUCAGUCGAUAUUAAUAUCAUACACGUUGGUGAAGAUUUCUGUAAAGCGGAGGACGACUGGGGUGAAGCCAAACCUGACCACACUUUUGUGUUAAAGUGCUUUAACUCAGCUGGGAAAAGACACAGGAAAUGCAAUGGUACUAUACCUGUCGAAUGGGAAGAGGAGGAAUCCAGAUGCGUAAACCAGGAAGUGAAUGCAAUAUGGCAAAAAGCAAGUAUGGUCGACAUUGGCAUCGGAGAGUUGGAUGAAAAUGCUGGAGAAGUAUUUUCCAACCUUAACGGAGUCACUAACAACACAGAGACUAUAAACUCGCAUGCCAACAUGGAUGCAUCGGUUGGCAUCCUCUUGAUCAUGAGUGAGAAGCUAAAUCACAUCAGUAAUGAUGCAACAGUGAAUGACUUUCUGCACUCAUGCAGCAAUCUGAUGAAUAAAUCUCUUCAAGGUGCUUGGAAAGGAAGAAGAGAUGACAAUUUGACCCUGGCAGAGACAUAUCUGAGUUCUGUGGAGCGAUUGAUUGAAGUGUCAAAUAUAGCACGUUUAACCAAAAAGACAAAUAUAGAAGUGGACCAAUGUGACAAAGUGCAGGGGUCCGAAUGUACCAACAAAGUGUUCAAUGUCACAGUCAAAUUUCACAGUUCAUACAAUGACACCGUGAAAACAACUGGAUUUCAACAGCUGGUGACCUAUUUGCCCAACAAGGAUGACAAAUACCGUCCAAACAGCAUCGUUGUGUCGACAACCUCUAAAAAACAUUCUGGCUCAGUUCAGGUUGAAAUAAACUUCCAGUUGCAUCGUCCAAGAGCUAAGAAUGUGGAGAUGCAGUGUGUCUCAUGGGACAACACCACCAGACAGUGGUCAACAUAUGGAUGUGAGUGGAAGCGUACUGAGGGACACUGUGUCUGCAGCCAUUUGUCCUCGUUUGCCAUUCUCAUGGCUCGGGAACCAAUAGAGAUUCCUUGGAUGACGGAGAUCACCUACGUUGGACUGUCUGUAUCAGUUGUGUCCCUAGUUAUUAGUCUUGUAAUCGAACUGACUAUCUGGAGUAUGGUAGUUAAAACGAAUACGCUGUAUCUACGUCACACUGCUCACAUGAACAUUUCCCUGUGCUUGCUCAUUGCGCAUUGCUGUUUCUUUGCAUCGUCGAAGCCACUGAAGAUUUCAGAUACCUGGUGCAAGACGUUCGUGGUGUUGAAGCAUUUCUGUUACCUCGCCACCUUCUUUUGGAUGCUGUGUCUGAGCAGCACGCUCCUUCAUCAGACGAUUUUCCUGUUCCACGAAGUGUCCAAGAAGACCUAUCUGAGGUUCUCAUUUACCCUGGGCUACAUCUGUCCCUUUCUCAUUGUCACCAUCACGUUCCUUUGCAAUGGCGGCGCUGAAGGCAAAUACUUCUCCAGAGAUACCUGUUGGCUGGUCUACGCUGGAGGUUUUCAAGGAUCCAUUCAUACAUUUCUUAUACCAAUUGGUACAAUUAUCAUUUUCAACGUGUUUUCCAUGCUAGUGGUAAUCAUGAAGCUUGUGAAUCAUCCGAUGACAUCCCAUCAUUCAGCAGCUGCCAAGACUAUCAUGAGGACAGUUGUCCUUCUGACCCCGAUCUUUGGUGUCACAUGGCUGAUUGGAUUUGGUGUAACAAUUGUUGACCUCACACAGGGACAACUGGCCCUUGUGGUCAAUUAUCUCUUUGUCCUGAUGAAUUCCUUCCAGGGUUUAUUCAUCUUGUUAACCACGUGCCUGGGAGACAAACUGACCCGCGAUGCACUGCUGAAGCGCCUCAGGUUACGGACUUCAGCGUCCACCGCUGAGAGCACCACUAAGUCUGACCCAUCAGUUAAGAAGUGAACAUCAAAUGCGUGUCAUCGCAACAAACUCCAGUCUCGACGUACAAUCACUGAUAACGUCAUAAUGUACGUUUUAUCUCUGGGGUAAAUUCUUUGACACAAAUGUGAAUCCACUGCACCAUAUUUUGAUUUUUACUUUUAUUUAAGAAAACUUCCAUACCUUAAUCUUAGUUCUUUGCUAUACAUUACAUAG